UCUAGUUCUCUCGCCUUCUUUAAAGCUUUGUGUCGCUACUCAGACAUUGAGAUUGCAGAGAUAGGAAAAGAGAGAUCCCUAUAAAGUGUGGUGUUGCCAGAGUGCUUUCUUGAUCUGUUUCAAAAAUUGCGGAGGAAAGUCUGAGACUUUUGUGCCUUUAGUUUGGCUAAGCUUCACACUAUAAGUUGGUUGCAAGUAGACCUGGAAUUCAAGUAAUCUGAAGAAGCCUCACAUGUCCUAGAUUAAGUUGUCAUGGGGCACAAUUGAGAUGUCAGGACGAAAACAACAGGAUGUUGUUCUGUCCUCAGUUCAGCAUUUCGGCGGCAUUGAUGCUUUUCAUGGUAGCCUGUUGUCAUGUUAAUAGAUGUGUUUUAAGGAGAAGCUGCUAGGUUUCAGCUCAUUAAUUAUUCUACAAGAGCCUAAAAUAUUUGCUUCAUCAGGAUCAUCGUGGGGUAUAUGUGUUUUUACUUGUUCCUGACUAUUUCUAUCUUCUGAAGACAAGGGAUCUGGUUAUGGUUUUACAAUGCCUACAUUUUGAAGAUCGUUAACCAUAGAAAUCACAUAUGUGCAAUUGGAUGACUGUGAAGGGAUGCCAUAAAGCAUCCUUGCUAUGGAAUUACUUGAGCAUUGGCAUAGUUGCUUGAGGUUAAUUGAUUUAACUACCAUGAUAGUUGUCUGAGGCUUCUCCAGUUAGCUAGAAGCUUAUAAUCAAGUUUUUUCACAGGGCUGCUUGUUAUCAGUUCGCUUGAGAACUCAAUCUCUAGCAUGACAUCUGUGACUGUCAGUGCCAAUCAGAUGUUGGGGAUUCUUCUUCAGCGACUCCCAACUGUUGGUCCUGUGAUUUUGCUGUCAAUGGGAUACAUUGACCCAGGAAAGUGGGCUGCAGCUGUUGAUGGAGGUGCCCGUUUUGGUUUUGACCUUUCAGUGCUUAUGCUUUUAUUCAAUUUUGCUGCAAUUCUUUGCCAGUACCUGGCCGCUCGUAUUGGUGUAGUGACUGGAAAGAAUCUUGCGCAGAUUUAUAGCGAGGAGUACAAUAAGUCCACAUGCAUAUUAUUAGGGGUUCAAGCAGAGCUUUCAGUGAUUUCUUCAGACCUGACCAUGAUUCUGGGCACGGCACAUGGACUUAAUCUUCUCUUUGGAAUGGACCUACUCACUUGUGUCUUUUUGGCUGCAACUGAUGCUGUUCUGUUUCCUCUUUUUACUAACCUCUGGCAGAAACACUCCCAUGUUGCGUCUAUGAGCAUAAUGGCUUUUCUCUUGCUGUCUUAUGUUCUUGGAGUGGUUAUCAGUCAACCUGACAUCUCGGUUGCAAUGAAUGGGGUGCUGACAAGAUUAAGUGGGGAGAGUGUAUUCUCGCUUAUGAGCCUUCUCGGGGCAACUAUUGUGCCUCACAAUUUUUAUGUCCACUCUUCUAUUGUACAGGUUGUUAUAACCACAUGUCUCAAAGUCACUAUGUGCUCAUGGGCAUCAUAA
Telopea speciosissima is the source of this 1473-nucleotide messenger RNA. Its product is annotated as ethylene-insensitive protein 2-like. Gene Ontology annotation, molecular function: manganese ion transmembrane transporter activity; cadmium ion transmembrane transporter activity. Gene Ontology annotation, biological process: metal ion transport. Gene Ontology annotation, cellular component: membrane. The transcript is spliced from 7 exons. NCBI's taxonomy places the organism in Eukaryota, Viridiplantae, Streptophyta, Magnoliopsida, Proteales, Proteaceae. The coding region runs from base 766 to 1473 and encodes 235 amino acids. The record is from RefSeq and is a predicted model, not a curated record.